UUUAAUUUUCUUCCCCUUCCCCCCGUCCCUUUUCGGAGCACGAAUCCAAACAUUUUCCAAAUCGACAAAGAAAAGUUCGCACGCCGGUACCGCGGCCCUGACAGGCGGGCGCUGCUGCCGGGUCCCCCUCCCUCCGACACUUGACUCAACCUUGCAAGCAAGUGUGUGUGUGUGUGUGUGUGUGUGUGUGUGCGUGCGUGUGCGCGCCCCGAUCCCCCGCCCCGGUAACUUCCCUAGCGAAUAACAAGUACUCAUAAAGUCCCAGUCGCGCAGCCCCUCCCCGCGGGCAGCGCACUAUGCUGCUCGGGUGGGCGUCCCUGCUGCUGUGCGCGUUCCGCCUGCCCCUGGCCACGGCCGGCCCCGCCGCGGCACCUGCCCAGGAUAAAGCCGGGCAGCCUCGGGCUGCUGCAGCGUCUGUCCAGCCCAACCGGCGGCAGGGGGAGGAGGCGCAGGAGCGAGCCGAGCCGCCCGGCCAUCCGCACCCCCUGGCGCCGCAGCGCAGAAGCAGCGGGCUCGUGCAGAACAUCGACCAACUCUACUCGGGCGGCGGCAAGGUGGGCUACUUCGUCUACGCGGGCGGCCGGAGGUUCCUCCUGGACCUAGAGCGGGAUGGCUCGGUGGGCGACGCUGGCUUCGUGCCCACAGGGGGCGGGCCGAGCGCGCCCCGGCGCCAUCGGGGCCAUUGCUUCUACCGGGGCACCGUGGACGGCAGCCCCCGCUCCCUGGCUGUCUUUGACCUUUGCGGGGGUCUCGAUGGCUUCUUCGCUGUCAAGCACGCGCGCUACACCCUGAAGCCGCUGCUGCGCGGGCCCUGGGCGGAGGCGGAGACCCGGCGCGUGUACGGGGAUGGGUCCGCGUGGAUCCUGCACGUCUACACCCGCGAGAGCUUCAGCUUCGAGGCCCUGCCGCCGCGCGCCAGCUGCGAGACCCCCGCGUCCCCGUCGGGGCCCCGAGAGCGUCUCCCUGCACACAGCAGCCCGGCCCACCGCGCAGCACUGGCACCGCAGCUCUCGGACCAGUCCGCUCUCUCGCCGGCUGGGGCCCCAGGACCUCAGACGUGGUGGCGGCGGCGGCGCCGCUCUAUCUCCCGGGCCCGCCAGGUGGAGCUACUCCUGGUAGCUGACGCGUCCAUGGCGCGGAUGUACGGCCGGGGUCUGCAGCAUUACCUGCUAACCCUGGCCUCCAUCGCCAACCGGCUCUACAGCCACGCCAGCAUUGAAAACCACAUCCGCCUGGCCGUGGUAAAGCUGGUAGUGCUGGGCGAUAAGGACAAGAGCCUGGAAGUGAGCAAGAACGCGGCUACCACGCUCAAGAACUUUUGCAAGUGGCAGCACCAGCACAACCAGCUGGGAGAUGACCAUGAGGAGCACUAUGACGCGGCCAUCCUGUUUACUCGGGAGGAUUUAUGUGGGCAUCAUUCAUGUGACACCCUGGGAAUGGCAGACGUUGGGACCAUAUGUUCUCCGGAGCGCAGCUGUGCUGUGAUUGAAGAUGAUGGUCUCCAUGCAGCUUUCACUGUGGCUCACGAAAUUGGACAUCUUCUUGGCCUCUCCCAUGACGAUUCCAAAUUCUGCGAAGAAAAUUUUGGUUCCACAGAAGAUAAGCGCUUAAUGUCUUCCAUCCUAACCAGCAUUGAUGCAUCCAAGCCCUGGUCCAAAUGCACUUCAGCCACCAUCACAGAAUUCCUGGACGAUGGCCAUGGCAACUGUUUGCUGGACCUACCACGAAAGCAGAUCUUGGGCCCUGAAGAACUCCCAGGACAGACCUAUGAUGCCACUCAACAGUGCAACCUGACUUUCGGACCCGAGUACUCUGUGUGUCCUGGCAUGGACGUCUGUGCUCGCCUGUGGUGUGCCGUGGUGCGCCAAGGCCAGAUGGUGUGUCUGACCAAGAAGCUUCCUGCUGUGGAAGGGACACCUUGUGGGAAGGGGAGGAUCUGCCUGCAGGGCAAGUGUGUGGACAAAACCAAGAAAAAGUAUUAUUCGACAUCAAGCCAUGGCAACUGGGGGUCCUGGGGGUCCUGGGGCCAGUGUUCUCGCUCAUGUGGGGGAGGAGUACAGUUUGCCUAUCGCCACUGCAAUAACCCUGCCCCCAGAAACAAUGGCCGCUACUGCACAGGGAAGAGAGCCAUCUACCGUUCCUGCAGUGUCAUGCCCUGCCCCCCCAAUGGUAAAUCUUUUCGUCAUGAGCAGUGCGAGGCCAAAAAUGGCUAUCAGUCUGAUGCUAAAGGAGUCAAAACCUUCGUGGAGUGGGUUCCCAAAUAUGCAGGUGUUCUGCCAGGGGACGUGUGCAAACUGACGUGCAGAGCCAAGGGCACCGGCUACUAUGUGGUGUUUUCUCCAAAGGUGACUGAUGGGACUGAAUGCAGGCCAUACAGUAAUUCUGUCUGUGUCCGGGGGAAGUGUGUACGAACUGGCUGUGAUGGCAUCAUUGGUUCCAAGCUGCAGUAUGACAAGUGUGGAGUGUGCGGAGGAGACAACUCCAGUUGUACAAAGAUUAUUGGAACCUUCAAUAAAAAAAGCAAGGGUUACACUGACGUUGUGAGGAUCCCCGAAGGGGCAACCCACAUAAAAGUCCGACAGUUCAAAGCCAAAGACCAGACUAGAUUCACUGCCUACUUAGCCCUGAAAAGGAAAAAUGGUGAGUACCUUAUCAAUGGAAAGUACAUGAUCUCCACAUCAGAGACUAUCAUUGACAUCAACGGAACCGUCAUGAACUACAGUGGUUGGAGCCACAGGGAUGACUUUCUGCACGGGAUGGGCUACUCGGCCACAAAGGAAAUUCUAAUAGUGCAGAUUCUUGCAACAGACCCAACUAAAGCAUUAGAUGUUCGUUACAGUUUUUUUGUUCCCAAGAAGUCCACUCAGAAAGCAAACUCUGUCACCAGCCAUGGCAGCAACAAAGUGGGAUCCCACACUUCACAGCUGCAGUGGGUGACAGGCCCAUGGCUGGCCUGUUCCAGGACCUGUGACAUGGGCUGGCACACCAGGACCGUGCAGUGCCAGGACGGAAACCGGAAGUUAGCGAAAGGAUGUCUUCUCUCUCAGAGGCCUUCUGCAUUUAAGCAAUGUUUGCUAAAGAAGUGUUAGCCUGUGGUUAUGGUCUUCUGCACAAAGAUAACUGGAAGAUUCAUCACUGAGACAGUCACGGUGAACAAAAGGUCAUGCAUAGGUGUCAUUCUCAACAAGAGUCGAAUUAUGGGCAGAAUCUGCUCUCUGCGACCAAAAGAUGUGCACUGCUUCACAUGACAAUGGUGACCUUGGAAUACAGAAAAACUUGGGAGUUAUUGAACAUCCCCUGGACCUACAAGAAUGAAAAGAAACACAGAUGAAUGUAGAAUCAGGGGACAUUUGAAGAUAACAUACAGUCUCCCACUUGUCACCUACCUCUUACAGAAUGUCUUUAAAGACAUCAUAAUCAUUUUCACCCAUGAUACACAGUAGCUUAUUUUUACUGUUUGUAAAUACAUCCUCCCUUGGUAUGUCACUUUAUAUCACUUGGUUCUAUUAAAAUAUACAUAUAUAUAUAUAUAUAUUUCUAUAAAAAAAGUGUUUGACCAAAGUAGGUCUGCAGCUAUUUCAACUCCUCCCAGUUUCCAGAAAGAGCUGCGGAUGUUUUACUGGAAAUUAAGAAUUUGCUGCUGUUUUAAUAAGAUUUAGUAUAUUUUCUGACUACAGGAGAUAAAAUUUUAGUCAAAAACCAUUUUGACAGCAAGCAUCUUCUGAGAAAUUCUGCAAAGAAAAAGGAUCUCAGUGUAUGUAGUCAUUUAAAUCAUACACGGGUCUAUUUACAUAAACCUUUGACUGCCUGUAUUUUUUUCAGGCAGCCAGCCAAAUUAAUGCAUAAUUAAGAUGUAGAAAGUUUGCGUGUGUGUACAUGAUCAGUACUUGAGUCUAAAAAUUAGAAUCCUCGUCUUGGAAUUUAAAAGAAAAAAAGCACAUAUUUCACCAUGUUCUUAGUUUAUAUUUUCACAACUGCUUUCUCUUUCUGUGGCUCUCAUCUGAUAUUUCACAAUGUGUAAUAUGCAUACAAAACACACAGCAAAGAGUCUUCUAUCAUAUCCAACACUUUCAACUCUGUUAUACCUCUUACAACAAGCCUUUAAAAUGUGUUUGCUUUUGCUUGUUUGUUGUUUUGUUCAAAGUUUCCCUACAAUGUUUUGUUUUCUCGUUGACUUAGUUUAAUAGGAAUAGCAAAGAUCAUUUGGUAGUUAGCCACAUCUAGAAGUGGUUAUCAUCAUUAAUGUGGUUAAUGCAGAAAGAAAAGUGGUUAAUAUUAAUAAGACUGUUUCCACACCAUAGGCAAUAAUUCCUUAAAGUUUUUUUUUAAUACAGGCAUAUUCCUACUGUACUAAAGAUUUUUCCUGAUUGGAAAGCAUUUGGCUGUACCAGUAAGUGAGUACAGUAAGUGUGAGUGAUGAAAUGUGUUGAUUUUCAGGAAGUUAUUGCUUUUAUUUCCACAGCCUGUCUAGGUAGGUUGUCAGUUUUAGUAGUUAGACAUUGAAAAUUUUUUAUAAUCACAGACAUAAAAAUCUAUUUUUAGAUGUAAACUUCAUCCCCCCACUCCAACUUAUGGCUCAGAAAAUCAAAGGUGUUUUUAUUUCAUUGGGAUUUUUUUUCUUUGUGAAGCACCAUAAAGCCAAUUGUUUUUUAUAAAACUUUAUAAUAAUCAUACCAAACGUGCCUAUUUUUAAAGAUGUGCAUAUAAGGAUGUUAGAGAACCAUUGUUUGAGUUCUAUUAAGCUCAUGAGAGUUUAUUUUUAUUAUGAGAUAUUUUUAAUAUAAAAGAAUUCUGUAAUUGAUCUCACUAUAUCACAUUCAUUUCAGCGGGCCAGGAAAAUGGAUGUGUCGCUGUUUUGAGUAUUUUCUUAAGAAAUUAUUUUGUCAAACAAAAAAUUGUUUUAUAAAACCUAUAAUCAUCCUUUGGCUUUCAUACUGAGUUUGCUUUAGACAUGGUAAUUUUUUCUUAAUAAAUUAUCAGUUCUGGAAAUGAGGCCUAUACAAGACUGAUAACCUAUAUUUGAUGGAGAUCACUAGAUAACAAGAAAAGGGAAAAAAACUAGUCAAAUAGGUAAAAUUAAAUUAAAUUAAAAAUCACACCAACUAGUUGGCUGUGCAAAGAGAACUAAUAUAAAGGCCAAUGUUACUUUUUCUAAUUUUUAGAAUAAUUUUAAUCAAGUAACUCAAAUGUGGCAAAAUUUAUUUUUAUCUUUU
This is a messenger RNA of Cynocephalus volans (Philippine flying lemur), 5213 nucleotides long. RefSeq names its product ADAM metallopeptidase with thrombospondin type 1 motif 5 (gene ADAMTS5). Gene Ontology annotation, biological process: proteolysis; extracellular matrix organization. The record is from RefSeq and is a predicted model, not a curated record. Gene Ontology annotation, molecular function: zinc ion binding; metalloendopeptidase activity. Bases 297 to 3089 code for a protein of 930 amino acids. The transcript has 8 exons. Lineage: Eukaryota; Metazoa; Chordata; Mammalia; Dermoptera; Cynocephalidae.